AAGAAGCAGCUUGAGCAGCUGAUAGUCCGAUCAGCUUCAAAGAGGAGGAAGAGAGAGAGAGAGAGAGAGAGAGCAAGCGCCGGCUGUCCGGUCACCGGCGAUCAGCAUCGACCGCCAUGAGUUCCGGGAUUGGGCAGAUUGAUAUGGAGGAGCCACUUCUGGUGGAACAGACCACAAAUGGAAAGCCUCCUGUCCCGGCGGCCCCAAGUUGGAGUGCUCAGCUGGAGAGCAUCCUGAACGACGACGGCGUGCCGUGGUUGCACCGGAUGCGAGCGGCAACCUGGGUUGAGCUCCGGCUGCUCUGCAACCUGGCCGCCCCCGCCGUUCUCGUCUACAUGCUCAACUACGUCAUGUCCAUGGCUACCCAGAUCUUCUCCGGCCACCUCGGCAACCUCGAGCUCGCCGCUGCCUCCCUCGGUAACACCGGCAUCCAAGUUUUUGCCUACGGUCUGAUGUUGGGGAUGGGAAGCGCGGUGGAGACACUGUGCGGCCAGGCAUUCGGAGCGAAGAAAUACGAGAUGCUCGGGAUAUACGUGCAGAGAUCGGCCAUACUGCUGACGCUGACGGGCAUCCCCCUCACCGUCAUCUACGUCUUCUCCAAGCAGAUACUGCUCUUCUUGGGGGAGUCCACUGCCAUCGCCGCCGCGGCAUCCGUCUUCGUGAUGGGCCUCAUCCCGCAGAUAUUCGCCUACGCCAUCAACUUCCCCAUCCAGAAGUUCAUGCAGGCGCAGAGCCUGGUCGCCCCCAGCGCCAUCAUCUCCGCCUCCACCCUCCUCGUCCACCUCCUCCUCAGCUGGCUGGCCGUCUACAAGAUGGGGCUAGGGCUGCUUGGCGCAUCGCUGGUGCUCAGCCUCUCCUGGUGGAUCAUCGUAAUCGCCCAGUUCGUCUACAUCGUCACCAGCCCCAACUGCAAGCGGACGUGGACCGGCUUCUCCAUCAAAGCCUUCUCUGGCCUCUGCGGCUUCCUCAAGCUCUCCACCGCCUCCGCCGUCAUGCUCUGCCUUGAGACUUGGUACUUCCAGAUCCUCGUCCUCCUUGCGGGACUCCUGAAGAACGCCGAGAUCGAGCUCGACUCGCUCUCCAUCUGUAUGACAAUAUCUGGAUGGGUCUUCAUGAUCUCCGUCGGGUUCAACGCUGCUGCAAGCGUUAGAGUGGGGAACGAGUUGGGCGCCGGCAACCCCAAGGCCGCAUCGUUCUCCGUCGUCAUAGUAGUACUCGUCUCUCUUGUCGUCUCUGCCAUUUCCGCCGCCAUCGUCCUGGCCCUCCGCCAUGUCAUCAGCUAUGCAUUCACAGAGGGAGAGACGGUGGCGGCGGCGGUGUCUGAUCUUUGCCCAUUGCUCGCCCUCACCCUCCUUCUCAAUGGCAUCCAACCCGUCCUCUCAGGGGUUGCCGUAGGCUGCGGGUGGCAAGCAUUUGUGGCUUACGUGAACGUUGGGUGCUACUACGUCGUAGGCAUCCCAUUGGGUGCAUUGCUCGGCUUCAAAUUCGAUCUAGGCGCUAAGGGAAUAUGGUCUGGUAUGCUGGGAGGCACUGUAAUGCAGACCCUCAUUCUAAUGUGGGUGACUUAUCGAACAGACUGGAACAAGGAGGUCGAGAAAGCACAAAAUCGUCUGAGUCAUUGGCAAGAUCACAAGCCAGAGUCCCUUUCAGAGAAAUGAUGAAGGAAAGAGACAGGAGAUUGGUGCAGUGCACGGUACUCAGAACUACAGUAUAGGCAUGAGUUCAGUCUAUCUUCGGAGCAGCUUUGUUGGUCAAUGGAGGUACUGGAAUGGCAGAACGUGGUUGGAGCCAGAUUAACAGAUGGAGAAAAGGAGACAACCUCACCUACCAUUAGUUUAAAGAGCUUGUAGCUCUCUCAUGAACCCCUUUGAAGUAGCUGUCUGCUAUUGCUUUUUGACCACAAGGUUUUGAUAUUUCAACCACUUUCAUAUUCAAACAGUAAUCACUUGUCUGUUUCAUCCUUUGUAAAGUUCAUAAGAUUUUUAUUACGGUCCAUUCAUGUAACUUCAUGUUACUAAUUAAUAAAACACGGAUGAUGGGCAAUAAUAUAGAACAAAAUGUCAAACGGGUGAUAAUCUAUUUUGGCUGGCAUUUGUCUGUUGUAUUACACGUUCCUUCAGUUUGUGCAAGAAUUGUUAGGGCUGGAUUGUUAGUUCUUGUAUCUUCCAAACAUACAUAAGAUUUUAAUUUACUUUGUUGCCUUUGUCCCAAGCAAAGAUGUCUCUGUUACGUUUCUCUAUCAUG
Nymphaea colorata (pocket water lily) is the source of this 2244-nucleotide messenger RNA. RefSeq names its product protein DETOXIFICATION 40-like. Gene Ontology annotation, biological process: xenobiotic detoxification by transmembrane export across the plasma membrane. Gene Ontology annotation, cellular component: membrane. The coding region runs from base 117 to 1658 and encodes 513 amino acids. The record is from RefSeq and is a predicted model, not a curated record. NCBI's taxonomy places the organism in Eukaryota, Viridiplantae, Streptophyta, Magnoliopsida, Nymphaeales, Nymphaeaceae. The transcript is spliced from 7 exons. Gene Ontology annotation, molecular function: antiporter activity; xenobiotic transmembrane transporter activity.